Chaetomium fimeti is the source of this 2370-nucleotide messenger RNA. RefSeq names its product DNA replication factor C-like protein. The transcript is spliced from 5 exons. Lineage: Eukaryota; Fungi; Ascomycota; Sordariomycetes; Sordariales; Chaetomiaceae. Gene Ontology annotation, biological process: L-arginine biosynthetic process; DNA replication; L-ornithine biosynthetic process. Gene Ontology annotation, cellular component: mitochondrial matrix. Bases 1 to 2316 code for a protein of 771 amino acids. The record is from RefSeq and is a predicted model, not a curated record. Gene Ontology annotation, molecular function: ATP binding; ATP hydrolysis activity; L-glutamate N-acetyltransferase activity, acting on acetyl-CoA as donor.
AUGGCCAUGGCGGGCUGCAAUGCCCGUCAACUCACUCGCACCUCAUCCCGGGCCUACUCUGCCCCCUCCAACGGCUCCAUCCCCGCCGCCAAGAAAAAGUAUGUCCCGACCAAGGGGACCUAUCCUCUCGGCUUCCGGACUUCGGGUACCAUAGUCGGCGUCAAGCCAAGCAACACGACUAAGCCGGACCUGGCUCUGUUGACCUCGGACGCGCCCUGUGCUGCCGCAGCCGUCUUCACCAAGAACAAGUUCCAAGCAGCCCCCGUCACCUUCAGCCGAAACCUCCUCGAGAAGAGGGAUAACAAGGGGAUCCAGAGCGUUAUCAUCAACUCGGGAUGCGCCAAUGCAGUCACAGGCAAGGGCGGCUUGGAGGAUGCCACCAAAAUGGCUCAGGAAGCCGAUAAGUGCCUUGGCCAGAACGAGAGCACAAUCGUCAUGAGCACCGGUGUGAUCGGCCAGCGGCUUCCCAUCGACAAGAUUCUCAACAAGGUCCCCUCCGCCCACGGCGCUCUUGGGGGGUCUCACGAGCACUGGCUGGCAGCGGCCAAGGCCAUCUGCACGACUGACACUUUCCCCAAGCUCAUGUCGCGCACCUUCACUCUCCCCUCGUCACCGGGCGUCGAGUACAGGAUAGCGGGUAUGACCAAAGGCGCGGGGAUGAUCCACCCCAACAUGGCCACGCUCCUAGGUGUCAUCGCUACGGACGCGCCUAUCGCCUCGGCCGCCCUCCCCUUGGCGCUCAAGCACGCUGUCGACCGCUCGUUCAACAGCAUCACGAUUGACGGUGACACGUCCACCAACGACACGGUCGCCUUGCUCGCCAACGGUGCCGCGGGCGGCAAGGAGGUCGCGGAGGGCACCCCCGAUUACGAGGCCUUCCGCACGGUGCUGUCCAACUUUGCGGCCGAGCUAGCCCAGCUGGUUGUGCGCGACGGCGAGGGCGCCACCAAGUUCGUCACGAUCCGUGUGACCGAGUCGGCCAGCGAGGAGGCGGCGCGGAAGAUUGCCAGCACCAUUGCCCGGUCGCCGCUCGUCAAGACGGCACUGUACGGCAAGGACGCCAACUGGGGCCGUAUCCUGUGCGCCACGGGGUACUCGCUUAUCUCGGAGCCCGGGCAGCCCAUCAAUGAUGUCCCUGAGAUCUCCCCCGAGGGGACCAAUGUGUCGUUUAUCCCCACCGAUGGCACGGCCGAACUGAAGCUUCUGGUCAACGGUGAGCCGGAGAAGGUUGACGAGGCGAGAGCUGCUGAAAUUCUUGAGCUCGAAGACCUCGAGAUCCUAGUCCGGCUCGGGCAGGGUGACAAGGAGGCGACGUACUGGACUUGUGACUACAGCCACGAGUAUAUGGUGGAGAAAUACAGGCCCGUCUUUCUCGACGACAUCGUGGGUAACACAGAGACAAUCGAGCGGUUAAAGAUCAUUGCCCGCGAUGGCAACAUGCCGCACGUCAUCAUCUCGGGCAUGCCCGGUAUCGGCAAGACGACAAGCGUGUUGUGUCUGUCGAGGCAAUUACUAGGCGACUCGUACAAGGAAGCCGUGCUGGAGUUGAAUGCCAGUGAUGAGAGAGGUAUUGAAGUAGUCCGACAACGAAUCAAGGGCUUUGCCCAAAAGAAAGUCACACUCCCUCAGGGGCGACACAAGAUCGUGAUCCUCGACGAAGCGGACAGCAUGACCUCGGGCGCACAGCAGGCUCUCCGGAGAACCAUGGAGAUCUACUCCAACACAACACGCUUCGCCUUUGCGUGCAACCAGUCCAACAAGAUCAUCGAACCGCUCCAAUCACGCUGCGCCAUCCUACGGUACGCCAAGUUGACAGACGCCCAGGUGGUCAAGCGGCUCCUGCAGAUUAUCGAGGCAGAGAAGGUCGAGUACAGCGACGACGGACUGGCGGCACUCGUUUUCAGCGCCGAGGGCGACAUGCGGCAGGCCAUCAACAACCUCCAAUCAACGUAUGCCGGGUUCGGGUUCGUGUCGGGCGACAACGUGUUCAAGGUGGUGGACUCGCCGCACCCGAUCAAGGUGCAGGCGAUGCUCAAGGCGUGCUACGAGGGCAACAUCGACUCGGCGCUCGACACGCUGCGGGAGCUGUGGGAUCUCGGGUACUCGAGCCACGACAUCAUCAGCACCAUGUUCAAGGUCACCAAGACCAUCCCGACGCUGAGCGAGCACGCCAAGCUGGAGUUUAUCAAGGAGAUUGGGUUCACGCAUAUGAAGAUCUUGGAAGGUGUACAGACCCUGUUGCAGCUGAGCGGUUGUGUCGCGCGGCUAUGCAAGCUGAACAUGGACCCGAAGAAGUUUGAGCUGCCGAAGAAGUGACAAAGGAGACGAAAGAGUAUUCCGUGCUCUUAGCGUCAUCUCUAUAAGAUACCC